AUGGCGGAAACAAACUCUACUAUCAUAGACCCCAACAUCCUCGUUGAGGAAGAAUGCCUUCCACAGUAUGAUGCACGCCUUUAUUAUCCAGUCAGAUUAGGCGAGGUCUUGAACGACAUCUACAAGGUCAUUAGAAAGCUUGGUUAUGGGAGGAACGGAACUGUCUGGCUUGCCAAAUACAUUGGCGAACUGGGUCUCGGUACCUACCCAUUUGUGGCCAUCAAAGUUUUGACUGUUGACGCGUCUAGAAAUCACGAUGAACUUAGGAUGGCGCAGCUUAUAACUGAUGCCAAUCCAUUUAGCCCUGAUCGCGCCUAUGUCCGGACUCUGUAUGGUAGCUUCGUGCUGAAAGGACCUCAUGGAGACCAUGACUGCUUAGCAUACUGGCCCCAGCGAGAACCUGUCAAUGUCUUUCAGCGUCGUUUACGUGAAGAUACCCCCGGCGUGGAGUUCUUUACACUCCCCGUUUUCAUGGCUUUUUACAGGCUAGUUCUCCAAGGCCUGCGAUAUCUCCACCGUGAUUGCCAUAUCAUUCACACUGAUCUCAACUUGUCCAAUAUUCUUUUCAUACUAGAGAAUCCCAAGGUGUUUUUGCUGGAGUACGAGGAAUACGCUUCGGAGAACUCUGCCGUGAAGAAGAUUCUCCCUGAUCGUGAAAUCUAUGUGUCAGACAGUGACUUUGGACCUGUGUUGCAUAGAAGCAUGCCCGCUCCUGUGAUCUCUGACUUCGGCAAAGCGGUUCGGGGUGACCAAGGCCUGUGCGAUUUAUUUAUCCAGCGGGAUCCGUAUCGUGCGCCAGAAGUUAGCUUCGGAAUCGCGUCGUCAUAUAGUGCUGAUAUUUGGAACCUUGGCGCACUGGUCUUCGAUUGUCUGGCCGUGGAAUCGCCCAUUAUGGGUUUGGAUUCUAAAGGAAAGUUCAACAUCAUUGUACAAAUUGCACAAAUUAUACGUCUUCUUGGACCCCCGCCUGCGGAACUCAUAAACAGGAUAAAUCCCAUGUGCAGAAAGAUAUACUUUGAUAGCAAUGGAGAAUUCCUGUAUGCAAAUUACUAUCCGCCCGGGAACGAAGGGACAUUUGAGGCCGUGUUUUCUACUAUUCCGGAUUCUCAAUACAAGCAGAUGUUCAUUGGAUUUCUGAAGCGGAUGCUCAGGUGGCUUCCGGAGGAACGGGCGUCCAUCGAUGAGCUUCUCGAUGAUCCCUGGAUGUCGGUCGCUAAUUCGCCGAGGGUCAGCGAAGGUAGUAGUGACAUAGAUAUGUUCUAG
Messenger RNA from Guyanagaster necrorhizus, 1263 nucleotides. RefSeq names its product kinase-like protein. The coding region runs from base 1 to 1263 and encodes 420 amino acids. Gene Ontology annotation, molecular function: protein serine/threonine kinase activity; ATP binding. Gene Ontology annotation, biological process: peptidyl-serine phosphorylation; regulation of mRNA processing; spliceosomal complex assembly. The transcript is spliced from 5 exons. Lineage: Eukaryota; Fungi; Basidiomycota; Agaricomycetes; Agaricales; Physalacriaceae. The record is from RefSeq and is a predicted model, not a curated record.